This is a messenger RNA of Macrosteles quadrilineatus (aster leafhopper), 2918 nucleotides long. It is a transcript of the gene Idh, whose product is annotated as isocitrate dehydrogenase [NADP] cytoplasmic. The coding region runs from base 254 to 1483 and encodes 409 amino acids. Lineage: Eukaryota; Metazoa; Arthropoda; Insecta; Hemiptera; Cicadellidae. Gene Ontology annotation, biological process: isocitrate metabolic process. The transcript has a single exon. Gene Ontology annotation, cellular component: mitochondrion; cytosol; peroxisome. The record is from RefSeq and is a predicted model, not a curated record. Gene Ontology annotation, molecular function: NAD binding; isocitrate dehydrogenase (NADP+) activity; magnesium ion binding.
CUUACUUGUCACUGAUGUGUAUGUGUGUUGUCUAAUCUGGUUCGUUAGUUGAAGUGGAAGAGAAGCAACUCAGUGUUACCGGUAAUAUAAGCCGUUUGAGAAGAUUCGUGAUAUUAGAAAACCAGGUACCUUCUUAUAUAAUUAUUUACCUUUUCUUCUGUGCGGUGAUUAAGUUUCAGGAAUAAAUACCGACUAGGCCUGCAAUCUUAUAUUUCCAGCCAAUUCAUUUUCUUCUGUCAGUUAACCAUUCACCAUGUCUAAAAUAAAAGCCGGUCCAGUUGUUGAUAUUUUGGGAGAUGAAAUGACUAGAAUUAUUUGGGAUCUCAUAAAGGAAAAACUAAUCCUCCCGUUUCUUGAUAUUGAAUUGCACGUUUAUGAUCUUGGUAUUGAAAACCGAGACAAGACCAACGACCAGGUCACGGUUGAUUGUGCUGAAGCAAUUAAAAAAUAUAACGUUGGGAUCAAGUGUGCCACAAUCACUCCAGAUGAAAAAAGGGUAGAAGAAUUCAAGCUUAAACAAAUGUGGAAGUCUCCUAAUGGAACGAUUCGUAACAUCUUAGGAGGAACUGUGUUUAGAGAGCCAAUUCUUUGCAAAAACAUCCCUCGACUAGUAACUUGUUGGGAAAAACCAAUCAUCAUUGGAAGACAUGCUCAUGGAGACCAAUACAAAGCUACUGAUAUGAUUGUUCCUGGAGCAGGUAAACUAACACUAACCUUCACUCCCUCUGGUGGUGGAAAGCCGAUUGAACAUGUCGUCCAUGAUUACAAAGGUGCUGGUGUUGCUUUGGCGAUGUACAACACUGAUGAAUCCAUUGUCGACUUUGCUCAUUCAUCAUUCAAGUUUGCUCUAGACAGAGGCUAUCCUCUGUAUCUGAGUACAAAGAACACCAUCCUGAAGAAGUAUGAUGGAAGAUUCAAGGACAUUUUUCAAGAAAUUUAUGAUAAGGAGUACAAACCUAAGUUUGAAGCCAAAGGAAUUUGGUACGAACAUCGCUUAAUAGAUGACAUGGUUGCUUAUGCAAUGAAAUCUGAAGGAGGCUUCGUAUGGGCAUGCAAGAACUACGAUGGUGAUGUACAGUCUGACUCCGUUGCUCAAGGAUAUGGAUCGCUGGGUCUGAUGACAUCAGUUCUCAUCUGUCCAGAUGGAAAAACCGUAGAAGCUGAAGCUGCUCAUGGAACAGUCACAAGACACUUCCGUAUGUACCAACAAGGGAAAGAAACCUCUACAAACCCAAUCGCUUCUAUCUUUGCUUGGUCAAGAGGCUUGAUGCAUCGUGCUAAACUCGACAACAACACUGUUUUGGAUGACUUUGCCAAGAAGCUUGAAGAGGUUUGUGUUGAAACAAUUGAGUCUGGAUUCAUGACCAAAGAUCUCGCUAUAUGUAUCAAGGGUAUGAACAAUGUCAAACGUUCAGACUACUUGGAAACCUUCGAGUUUUUGGAUAAACUAGCUGAAAACCUAAAGAAAAAGCUCAAUGCGUGACUACCUCAUGAGGUCAACAGGUAUUCUAAACUUUAGGUCUAAAUAUGUUGUCAAAGCUAUAUUAUUAAAUUAUUAGGUAGGCUUAUUGUUAAGAUUUAAGAUGGUAACGAACGUUUUAUGUCAAAGACUGCAACAAAAAUCAAUUGGUUUGUAUUUUUAAGAUAAGACUGAAAAAUCAGAAUUUGUAAACUAGGGCCACCAUGAAUAAAUUUUAUUUCCAUAGUCAGGGUUAUUUUUUAACUGCAAGGCUUUUUAACCAAGCGUAGGCCUACUUGCUUUCCACAAUUUUUUUUUCUUUAUAAUUAAUUCAGUCAAGCAUGUCUUUAACAGCAUAUUUUAAGAAACUUAGCCUAAUAUGUAAAGAUUCACACCAAAAAUACUUAGCAUUGGUUUAAAAGUCCAGGUUAUUAGUUCUGUAUUGAAACAGGCACAAGUUAUGAGUUGAAGGCAACAAAUUUUGAAUAGUGGAGGCCUUAUAGAAUUUGAUUAUAGGCUAAUAUAAUAUUUAUUGUUUUUUUUAUCUAUUGCUUGGUAAAAAUGUUUAGAUGAUUUUUUUUCCUCACUACCGGUACCGUAUACAUAGUUGUGGCCAGUAUUUAAAUGUCCAUAAUUAUUUAGGCCUUGUCUAUAUUUGUUCAUUGGGAUCUUUUUCAAAUUAAAUGUGACUAGGCCUGUUCUACAUAGGCUACCUACAUAAUCCAACUUUUUUCAAUUUUUUAAACUCUUUUUAACAUUUAGGCCUAAAUGAAUGAUUCUUAAGCCUGAUAAAAAUUAUUCUCUCUUAACCUUGCAGGGCAGUUGAGGCUAAUCUUUUGCAGGACUUAUUUAGAUCUAGGUUUUGGUUGCCAUCAGGUAAUAUCAUUUAAUUAUCAACACAAUUUUGUGUGUUGCUGUACCUACGUACAAUUACCAAAUUUCAAAUUUAAGACAAUUGUUAUUAGGUCUUAAAAAUAAGUAUUAGCCAGUUAGUUCAUGCAAAAACUUUCCUAUUUAGGCCUAUUUUAAUACUUUUUUCUUGUUUUAGUUUAUACAAAUUUGUCAUCAUAGCGCUUAGUCGCGCUGGCUCCAAAAAAGUAGUUUAUAAGUAUUAUUUGUGUUUGGAAUUCUAACUUGAUUAUAAUAUUGUUAAGAUUCAAAAUGAGGCACAAAAGAGCACAAUGUGUUUUUUUUUUAGAAGCUAAGCCAAUUCAUUUUAUUUCACUGCAUUUAUUUUAGCACAAAAUGAUAGAAGCUGUGAAAACCAACUUUACUAGACCCUUAAUAAGCCUGCAUUUUUAUACUUUAUAUUUUUUAAUGCAAUAAUUUGUACCUGUCAUUUAAUUAAAUAUAGAUAAUAUCAGAGUCUACUUUAUUGUGUUAAUAUAUUUUUUAUUUAUAUCUUAACCCAUUUAUUCUGCCAUUUCAUUCAUUGGUUAAUAAACAUUUUUACCAUGGA